Closterium sp. Yama58-4 is the source of this 987-nucleotide messenger RNA. The record is from the annotation of a GenBank genome assembly. NCBI's taxonomy places the organism in Eukaryota, Viridiplantae, Streptophyta, Zygnematophyceae, Desmidiales, Closteriaceae.
AUGGAGGAACGGACGAUAAAGGUGGAGGAGGGCCUAGGGGGUGCGGGCAAGAAAGACGGGAAGGUGGAGGAGGGCUUAGGGGGUGCGGGCAAGAAAGACGGGAAGGUGGAGGAGGGCUUAGGGGGUGCGGGCAAGAAAGACGGGAAGGUGGAGGAGGGCCUAGGGGGUGCGGGCAAGAAAGACGGGAAGGUGGAGGAGGGCUUAGGGGGUGCGGGCAAGAAAGACGGGAAGGUGGAGGAGGGCUUAGGGGGUGCGGGCAAGAAAGACGGGAAGGUGGAGGAGGGCUUAGGGGGUGCGGGCAAGAAAGACGGGAAGGUGGAGGAGGGCUUAGGGGGUGCGGGCAAGAAAGACGGGAAGGUGGAGGAGGGCUUAGGGGGUGCGGGCAAGAAAGACGGGAAGGUGGAGGAGGGCUUAGGGGGUGCGGGCAAGAAAGACGGGAAGGUGGAGGAGGGCUUAGGGGGUGCGGGCAAGAAAGACGGGAAGGUGGAGGAGGGCUUAGGGGGUGCGGGCAAGAAAGACGGGAAGGUGGAGGAGGGCUUAGGGGGUGCGGGCAAGAAAGACGGGAAGGUGGAGGAGGGCUUAGGGGGUGCGGGCAAGAAAGACGGGAAGGUGGAGGAGGGCUUAGGGGGUGCGGGCAAGAAAGACGGGAAGGUGGAGGAGGGCUUAGGGGGUGCGGGCAAGAAAGACGGGAAGGUGGAGGAGGGCUUAGGGGGUGCGGGCAAGAAAGACGGGAAGGUGGAGGAGGGCUUAGGGGGUGCGGGCAAGAAAGACGGGAAGGUGGAGGAGGGCUUAGGGGGUGCGGGCAAGAAAGACGGGAAGGUGGAGGAGGGCUUAGGGGGUGCGGGCAAGAAAGACGGGAAGGUGGAGGAGGGCUUAGGGGGUGCGGGCAAGAAAGACGGGAAGGUGGAGGAGGGCUUAGGGGGUGCGGGCAAGAAAGACGGGAAGGUGGAGGAGAGACUUGCCAGGUGUGGCCUUUUUAGCCAGUAG